Messenger RNA from Microthlaspi erraticum, 825 nucleotides. The record is from the annotation of a GenBank genome assembly. Lineage: Eukaryota; Viridiplantae; Streptophyta; Magnoliopsida; Brassicales; Brassicaceae.
AUGGGAUAUGGACGAAACAGCAUGUGGAAGCCAAUCGUGGAUGUUGUUCAUGCCAAAGGCUCACAACAAGAAACGCUAUGGAAGCUGGUUUCGAUAGCGCUAUCUAAAAGACCACUUCAUGAAAGACACGUGGAGAAAGCCCUAAAAUCAAGUUUAAAGAGUGCAGCCGUCUUCUCUUUGGAGAAUUUUCGAGUUCAGGCUGUAGAGGAGAAAAGUGGAGUUUUUGGAGAGAUUUUCGAAGUUUUACUGUUCAUCGGGUUACUGUUCAUCUGCGAUUCGGCACUGUUCAUCGUCUUCCUUUUUCCUUCAGUUUCAAUCCAUUGUCAAGGUGAGUGCAUGACUGUGGGUCCGCGAUUUGCUAGAUUAGAUUUGAGGCCGGGGCCGAGAUUGUGGACUUCGGCGGAUUCGGGAGAGAGUGUGGCGCCUAGUGUGGCGAUUGCGUCGGUGACCCAGUCGGUAUCCGUGGCGAGUGAGGCCAGUGUGGAUGCGAGUGUUGGUUUGGGAGCGGGGGCUGCUCCGGGUUGGGGUGGUGCUCCGGCUCAGGGUCUUGAUGACUUAGUGGUGGGUUUGCUGACGCAGUUAUUGGCUCGUUUUCCGCCAGUGGUUCCACAGGGGCUCCGGGAGUACCUCCAGUGGCAGAGGUGCAGCAGAGGGCUGCGGGUUUGUUCAGCCGCAGGCUGUGGGUUUGUGGUGCCGCCUAUCUUGGAUAUGAUGGGGCACAUGCAGAGGAUUGGUACGCCGUACUUUGAGGGCGGAGUUAGCCGAGGCGGCGAGUGUGUCAGAGAUUGGAGCGGAAUUUCCAGUCUAUCAGAUUGUCUGGUUUAG